CAGCUGAUUUUAUAAAUAAUGGUUGUAUGAACAAUGUACGUAAGCAGAAGAACAAGAAAAAUGAAAUGAAAAGUAACCAAUAUUAAUUUCGAGCACUGGUGGGGUGGAGGUGAAUACUAAAGAAAAAUGAUGGUACAAACAAAGAAAUUUGUUUGCGCAUGACUCAUUAUUAUCAGCACUUGAUUACUGAGGUACAGAGAUUUUUUCUAAGAACCGCCUAAAUUUUACCAAUGAACGCGAGUCAGAAAAUUUCGGCUUUUUCUUUGGCCAGAACGACGAUAUCAAGUCUGCUCGAAUCCCAAGCUGUCCAAGAUAAAUCCUCCAGUUAUGAUGUGACGAUCGACUGGGCAGACAACACAACUACAGAAGAAUUAUCCACCUUAGCACCGACCAAUCCAUUCAUUCUGCCAUGGUGGCAACAAGUAUUUUUCAUUAUCAUCUUUCUCGCCAUGAUUAUCGCCUCGAUCGGUGGAAAUCUCAUUGUUAUGUGGAUAGUUCUCUGGCACAAGCGUAUGCGAACCGUAACCAAUUACUUCCUUUUUAACCUGGCAUUGGCAGACGCUCUUAUAUCCGUCUGGAACACUCUAUUCAACACAGCAUAUUUGUUGUAUAGUAAUUGGUGGUUCGGUGAGGACUUCUGCAAAUUUUCCAUGUUCGUAGCUCCUUGUACGACGUCUGCCAGUGUGUUUACACUUAUGGCCAUAGCUAUCGACAGAUAUCUGGCCAUUAUGCGAUGGGUGAGAAUGUCAGCGAAAGUGGUCAUUGGACUCAUCGUAGUCAUAUGGUUGGCCUCUUGUCUCAUAUCGCUACCGCUGGCUAUUUAUUCCAAGACCGAGACUUUUAGCUAUGCUGACGGCUCAACGCGAACCCUCUGCCUCCAAGAGUGGCCAGGCAACCAGAGAAGUUCAAGUGUUGAGUUGGGAUACAACAUUUUCUUGAUCAUUGUCAACUAUUUUCUGCCCAUGUUUAUUCUAAUUGUCACAUACACGUUCCUGGGAAAAGAACUUUGGGGCAGCAAAGCAAUUGGUGAAAAUACUUCCAUCCAGCAACAAAGAGUCAAAGCAAAACAAAAGGUGGUUAAAAUGAUGAUUGUCGUGGUGAUUAUAUUUGCUGUCUGCUGGCUACCAAUGCAUCUAUACUUCUUGCUAGUCUCAUCGUUUCCCAGUAUCAACAGCUACCAAUACAUUCAACAGAUAUUUCUGAUUAUUUACUGGAUGGCUAUGUCCAACUCUAUGUACAAUCCCAUCAUAUAUUGCUGGAUGAACGCACGGUUCCGUCAAGGUUUCAAACUGGUCUUCUGCAUUUUUCCUUGUGUACAUGUACAAAAAAAGAGACGCCCUGAUCGUAACAUGACUCUUUCAAUGAGUAUGUCGGAUACAAAGGGUGUCAACCGAAAUGGCUCCUUGAUGCACACUACCGUGGAGAAUAUGGAGGAAUCAUACAAUAGUCCGGAAACAAUUCAAGAAACGGAUUGGAAGCAGAAUAGUAAAGACGAUCCAGCGGCAGACGAUGAAUAUUUGUAGAAAGCAGAAAAACGACAGGGAAGAAAAUGACAGAAAUGAAAUGAAGAAAGAAAAUUAUAUUUAAAACAAAAAAUGACGUUAAAGUAUAGUAAAAAUAACAAUAAUAAAGGGAGAUCACUUCUUAA
Molecule: messenger RNA, 1648 nt
Organism: Octopus bimaculoides (California two-spot octopus)
Lineage: Eukaryota; Metazoa; Mollusca; Cephalopoda; Octopoda; Octopodidae
Product: tachykinin-like peptides receptor 99D
Biological process (GO): G protein-coupled receptor signaling pathway
Cellular component (GO): plasma membrane
Molecular function (GO): tachykinin receptor activity
Source: RefSeq, a predicted model, not a curated record